Molecule: messenger RNA, 1501 nt
Organism: Gastrolobium bilobum
Lineage: Eukaryota; Viridiplantae; Streptophyta; Magnoliopsida; Fabales; Fabaceae
Exons: 2
Coding region: 213-1106 (297 amino acids)
Source: RefSeq, a predicted model, not a curated record
ACAGAGAGAAGGAGAAGAAACACUGCAAAAGUAAUAUCUCUCUCUCUUGGAUCUCUCAGUACAUAUUACAUUGAAAAUUCACAAAAUUAAUAAACAAAAAGCAAAAAAAAAAAACCUUUUCUUCUACUCAUGCUCCUUUCUUCCAUUCCCAAGUGCUGUUUAUCAUAUCUUUCACCAAAUUGUUUUUUCCUCUUGGACAUUCUGGGUAUAGCAUGGAUCGUAUCCGAGCAUUUUCAUCUCCAGAGUUAAUUACUUCAACAAGUAAAAAUGUACAGCCAGAAGAAGAUUGCGGUUUGGAAGGCCUUGCCACCAAUGUUAAGCUGUUGUUGAAACUAAUUCAAGAUCAUAAUGUUGCUAGCACAAAAGAUAAUGAUGAGCGCAGGUUUCAAAGGGUGAAUGGAAUGAUGUUUAUUGUAGAUGAUGUUAGGUCCAGGGUUCAAAAAUUUCAAUCUUCUACAAAGAGAAAAGCUGAACUUAGGCGGUGUAACACUGACCUUAGGCCUAAUGUUCCAAUUCCCAAGGACAAAAGGCUUCCUGAUGUGCCUACAGAUGAGAAAGAGAAGCUAAGGAAAGAGCUUAGUGCAAGCUUGGUGGCACGGCAGAGCCUUCAAGCAAUGUGUUCGAGUUUGGGAAAAGAAAAGCAAAUUAUGGCUUCUGAACUUGCAAGAAAGGCUCAAGAGUUGACAGAAAUGGAGGAUUUCAUCAAUGAUCUAAAAGCACGGAAUGAUACGUUGUUGAAGAAGUUGCAUGCUUCCAACUCAGAACCCAAGGAGAAGAAAAGUAAUGGAGUGGAAAUGGAAGGCAACAUAGCCCUUCAAGAGCGUAACAAGGCACUUACGGAACAACUUCAAAAGACUAUUGAUGGUUAUCGGUCUUUGAAGAGAAAACUCAAAGACAUGCAAGAGGAAAACAAGGAAAUUCGUGCUACAAUGGAGCAAAUGGAGGUGCAAGUUCAAGCAGGCAUUGACAGGAUAUGUGACUUCAAGAAAGGAAUGAUAACAACUAAUACAGAAACAAACAAAGUCAUAGAGGAAAUUUCAGCUAUGCAGCAUAUGCUUGAAUCUCUUAACAUGAAAAUCUCAAAACAUACACAGGAGAAAGCUUAAUAUGAUAAGCCAAAAGCUCAAUCUGUGAUUGGUAGAGGCAAAAUGAUGCGAAGCAUGAUUUACAUGGGAAGAACAUGGACACUGUAUCAACACAUCAUCCAUGAACAGCUUGCGCUUAUUCACUUCUUGCCUACAUCAUCUAUUUUCAUGCCUAGAAAGCAUGCUCUUAGAUCAAGAGCAGAAAGGGAAUCUUUAACCAAAAUAGUUCACUGUAAAAUCUUUUUAAUAUGAGCUUGAGGAAAAAGGGUCAAAGAGGAGCAUGGCGACGCUGCAUGUGUUUGAGCUUAGAUUUCUAGAUUUCCACUGAACCAAGAAUUGUAUAAACCAGAUUCCUGUCCUCUUUGUACGCAUGUCCUAAAUUCAAUUUUUUUCCCACUUCAAUAUGAUCUAUUUAG